GUGGACAACACUGCGUUCAAUUUGCCCAAACAAAAUGAAGUUAUUCGAGCACGAAAGGAAUAUCGCAUCGCCGUUGGAUUGGACUCCACGGCUGCGGCAGCCAAUCGAGCCCCAACCACCGGCAAACUGAUUGUCACAUGCAUUCAAGCUGAAACAAACACACGUGUUCCCGGAUCACGACGCUUGGGGCCGAACGAAACAGAUUUAGCCGGACAAGCUUUGGUACGAGGCCGUAAACCGGGUCUCGGUGAGGGGAUGCAGUGGGUCUAUUAUCUGCGAGGUGUCUCCUCUUGA
Echinostoma caproni is the source of this 294-nucleotide messenger RNA. NCBI's taxonomy places the organism in Eukaryota, Metazoa, Platyhelminthes, Trematoda, Plagiorchiida, Echinostomatidae. The record is from the annotation of a GenBank genome assembly.